Molecule: messenger RNA, 1683 nt
Organism: Lotus japonicus
Lineage: Eukaryota; Viridiplantae; Streptophyta; Magnoliopsida; Fabales; Fabaceae
Product: glucan endo-1,3-beta-glucosidase 11
Exons: 5
Coding region: 141-1406 (421 amino acids)
Biological process (GO): carbohydrate metabolic process
Cellular component (GO): plasma membrane
Molecular function (GO): hydrolase activity, hydrolyzing O-glycosyl compounds
Source: RefSeq, a predicted model, not a curated record
CUCUGUCUCUUCACUCCUCAAGUAAAGUAGUAAACCGUGGAAGCAGGUUUUCAUCAUCAACAAAUAUCACAAUCGACACUACAUUUAACCGAUCUCGUUCGUUCCUUUCACAUCCCUACUUCAAUCAAUCAAAGAUCUCCAUGGAUCCUCCUCCUUCUACAUUCCACCGUCGCUGUUCCACCUUCAUCAUCAUCAUUUUCAUCACAGCUGCAGGAUUUGUAACUAGGACAGAGUCAAUCGGAAUCAACUACGGUCAAAUCGCCAACAACCUCCCCUCACCGGAGAAGGUGGUUUCGCUGGUGAAAUGCAUCGGCGCCACCAAGGUCAAGCUCUACGACGCCGAUCCGCGCGUGCUCACGGCGUUCGCCGGCACCGGAGUGGAGUUCAUGGUUGGCCUCGGCAACGAGUUUCUCUCCAAGAUGAAGGACCCAAAGCAAGCACAGGCAUGGGUGAAAUCCAACAUCCAACCUUACCUCCCAGCCACUAAAAUCACCUCCAUCUUCGUCGGCAACGAGGUCCUCACCUUCAACGACACCUCCCUCACCUCCAACCUCCUCCCCGCAAUGCAGGGCGUUCACACCGCGCUCGUCAAUCUCGGCCUCGACAAGCAAAUAACCGUCACAACAACUCACUCCUUAGCUGUUUUAGAAACCUCCUACCCUCCUUCCUCCGGAGCAUUCCGUUCGGACCUCGCUCCGUGUUUAGCACAGAUCCUGAGUUUCCAGGUUAAGACCGGGUCACCGUUCCUCAUCAACGCGUACCCAUACUUUGCUUACAAGGCGAAUCCGAAGCAGGUUCCGUUGGACUAUGUUCUAUUUCAGCCGAAUCAGGGGACAGUGGAUCCCGGCACUGGACUUCACUACGACAACAUGCUGUUCGCGCAGAUCGACGCGGUUUACGCGGCGCUUAGCCGGUUGGGGUGCGCGAAGGUGCCGGUGCACAUCUCCGAGACGGGGUGGCCAUCGAAAGGGGACGACGACGAGGCCGGCGCGACGGUUGAGAACGCAAAGAGGUACAACGGGAACGUGAUCAAGAUGAGCAGUAAGAAGGGGACGCCGUUGAAGCCUGAUGCUGAUUUGAAUAUUUACGUUUUUGCCCUCUUCAAUGAGAACCAAAAACCAGGACCUGCCUCGGAAAGGAACUAUGGGCUCUUUAAGCCUGAUGGUACCCUUGCUUAUUCACUUGGUUUAUCUCCGUCUUCUUCUUCUUCGCCUUCUCCUUCAACCAACGCCACCACCGGUGGUGGCGGUGGUGGUCGCGCACCGCCGCUCCCACCACCCACCUCCUCCUCCGGUUACUUGUCCAUUUCUUCAGCUGCAUCCUCACUGGAGAGAUACUGUUUACUUGGGCCUUGCUUAUCCUUUCUGGUGCUGUUGCUGGUGGAGCUGAUGAUUUUGAGGUUUUGAGGAAUUUUCAAUGUAGAAUCUAGAGAAGACAUCAUGGGUUGUAGUGGCUUGGCAAUGGGAGAGAAGAGAAGAAGAGUAAAGGCAGAAUGAGAAAGGAGUAAAGGGAGUAUGCACUAUGCAUUGCAUUCACUGUCUUUAUUUUAUUGUCGCUUGCUGGUCUGUGAAGGAAAAGCUAGUUUGUCGUGGACUUCAAUUGAGAAGAGCCUUGCCCCACCCAAUCAAUCUAUUAUGUAUUAAUAUUAACAGAAAUAGAUAAAUUUAUUGGUUUGGUUCUCUA